AUGGGUUUGUCUGCAGAGGCCCAAUUUCAUGUUCUGGCUGUUGAUGAUAGCGUUAUUGAUAGAAAGUUGAUUGAGAGACUUCUCAAGACUUCUUCAUACCAAGUUACUGCUGUUGAUUCUGGAAGUAAGGCUUUGGAAUUUUUGGGUUUGCAUGAUCAAGAUGAUCAAAUUGAUGCAGAUAUUCCCUCUCUGUCUCCAGAUAAUCAUCACCAGGAUGUAGAAGUAAAUUUGAUCAUUACAGAUUACUGUAUGCCAGGAAUGACAGGCUAUGAUCUCCUCAGAAAGAUUAAGGAAUCUCAUGUUCUUAAAGACAUACCAGUUGUUAUUAUGUCCUCAGAGAAUGAGCCAUCAAGGAUCAACAGAUGCUUGGAGGAAGGAGCAGAAGAGUUCUUUCUAAAACCAGUGCAAUUGUCAGAUGUGAACAAGCUUAGACCCCACAUGUUGAAGGGUAGGGCUAUGGAAGACCAAUCCAACAUCAACAAGAGAAAGGUCAUGGAACAAACACAAACACCAGAGAGAACAAGAACAAAGUAUAAUGAUUUGGAAGUGACUUCAUGA
Prunus armeniaca (apricot) is the source of this 558-nucleotide messenger RNA. NCBI's taxonomy places the organism in Eukaryota, Viridiplantae, Streptophyta, Magnoliopsida, Rosales, Rosaceae. The record is from the annotation of a GenBank genome assembly.